This is a messenger RNA of Triticum turgidum subsp. durum (durum wheat), 699 nucleotides long. The record is from the annotation of a GenBank genome assembly. NCBI's taxonomy places the organism in Eukaryota, Viridiplantae, Streptophyta, Magnoliopsida, Poales, Poaceae.
AUGCACCACAAAGAUCUAAUUUCAGGCAAGGUCGUAUUGGAUGUUGGCUGCGGCACUGGCGUUCUUUCUAUAUUUUGUGCUUUUGCUGGUGCCACUCGGGUCUAUGCAGUCGAUGCAAGUGAUAUUGCGUUACAGGCAAUGGAAAUUGUGAGGGAAAAUGAGCUGUCUGACAAAGUCAUUGUUUUGCAUGGACGAAUCGAGGAUGUCGAAAUUGAAGAAAAAGUUGAUGUCAUUAUAUCUGAAUGGAUGGGCUAUAUGCUUCUCUAUGAGAGUAUGCUGGGGAGCGUAAUUUUUGCUAGGGAUAAAUGGCUUAAGCCAGGGGGUCUUAUUCUUCCAUCUCAUGCGUCGCUUUAUCUUGCGCCUAUUACAAAUUCGCACAGAUAUCAGGAUAGUAUUUACUUCUGGCGAGAUGUAUAUGGUAUAAAAAUGUCCUGUAUGAUGCCUCUUGCAAAACAAUGCACAUUCAUGGAGCCUUCUGUUGAGACAAUUAGUGGCGAGAAUGUUUUGACAUGGCCAACGGUGGUUGCACAAGUGGAUUGCUAUACCAUACAAGCUCCAGAUCUUGAAACUAUUACCGCUGCAUACAAGUUUACCUCAAUGUUGCAAGCGGUUGUGUAUUUUAAUCUGUGGAGUCCUCGAGCUAAUGAUCGUGCCAGCUCCAUUGCAUGGAUUUGCAUUUUGGUUCGAUGUCGAGUUUAA